Molecule: messenger RNA, 414 nt
Organism: Myotis davidii
Lineage: Eukaryota; Metazoa; Chordata; Mammalia; Chiroptera; Vespertilionidae
Product: tumor protein p53-inducible nuclear protein 1-like
Exons: 1
Biological process (GO): autophagosome assembly; positive regulation of DNA-templated transcription
Cellular component (GO): nucleus; autophagosome
Source: RefSeq, a predicted model, not a curated record
UAUCGUUGUGACACUCAUCCUCCUGUGGGAUUUCCACGGCACGUGGAUUCCGGUCUAGACACUUGCACUGGGUUGUCGGCUGCAGAAGACGAGGAUGAGGACAUCAUUGAAGAGUCACCUCCCGAACAUCCUUCAGUCUUUUCCUGUCUACCUGCAUCUCUUGAGUGCUUGGCUGAUACAAGUGAUUCCUGCUUCCUCCAGUUUGAGCCCUGUCCGCUGGAAGAGAGCUGGUUCAUCACCCCUCCACCGUGUUUCACCGCCGGAGGAUUGACCACUCUCAAGGUGGAAACCAGCCCGAUGGAGAACCUGCUCAUCGAACACCCCAGCAUGUCUGUGUACGCAGUGCAUAACUCCUGCCCUGGUCUCCACGAGGCCAGCUGUGGGGCUGACGAACUUCACAACACCAGCGGCCCC